AUGCUGGAGCAGUAUGCCACCAUUCGGACCCCGCCGCCAGCCCCUCGAUCAUUUGGCUUGCUGGCAACACGGGCUAAUCUUGCCGAGCGCACGCCUACUCGGACCGGAAGCGCUGGCGUAGUCUGGUCGGUUGGCGGUUCCAUCGUCACGGAAGGUGUGGCCAGCGUGACGAACGGCAGGGGUGGGAGAGUGACGAGUGGGACGAGCGCGCCACAUUACAUUGCGGAUUUCUUGAAAACUCAUUUGCCAAGCGAGGAGGAGGUCCGGCACGGCAAAAGAUUGGCGAUUGCUCUCGAUGCUGAUGCAGACGUGGGUGCCGAGAGGAUUGUUGGCGCUGAUGAUCAUGAACGGCAAUGGUCAUGGCAGAAUGGCAGGUGGGAGCGCGCCGGUGGUAUCAAGCCCGCUCCACGGGCCGUUGUGAAAGACAAAGCCGUACCGACAAUACCAUUUCGAGUCCUGGAUGCGCCAGCACUACGGGACGAUUACUACUGCUCUCUGCUUGCUUACUCCAGCACCGCAGAGUGCCUGGCAGUCGGACUAGGUCCUCAUGUGUACCUCUGGUCGGAAUCACGAAGCAAGAACAAUCUGCCGGAUUCGCUCACCGCCCCUCCUGGCACAGCGCAUGUUACGUCUCUGUCUUUCAGCUCCGACGGCGGUGGUUCCGCCAUCCUCGCAAUUGGCCGCGCAGAUGGUCGCAUUACUCUCUGGAGUCCGCUUGAUCAGGAUCCCAGAUUCGACAGCAAUCAGCCAGCCCCCGUGUCUUGCGUUUCAUUCUGCCCUACUACCACUGAAAGAUCUUCUCUCCGAGACACGCAGGUCAACGUCGCCACGGAAGAGCUUUUGGUUGGUGACGAGCUCGGCUGUGUGUAUUACUAUUCAGUGGAGUGGCCCGAUCAAGCACAGCGAGACCUCUGGGACUGGCACGGCAGCUUGACUUUACUCGCCAGGCUGACUUGUCACUCUCAGCAAAUCUGUGGCAUUGCCUGGGCCCCAGAUGGCGACUAUUUUGCUACUGGCGGGAACGACAAUCAACUCUUCCUUUUUGAGAGCAAGAAGAUUCUUCAAACCCGCCCGACGUCCGCGCCUUCGGUCCAUGUUCGGAAUGGCACUGCUGGCUCCAGUGGAACAUCAAUCACUGCUCAAGGGGAGGUUCUUGGCGUCAGUCUCGGUCAACAGAAACACCUCUUUACCUUGAAUGCUGCUGUAAAGGCAUUGGCAUUUGCUCCUUGGCAGCCCUCCCUCCUGGCCGCCGGUGGGGGGUCGAAUGACCGCUGCGUGCACUUCUUCCAUACUCGGUCGGGCGUGACCUUGGCCACCAUUGACUGCCAUGCCCAGGUCACGAGCCUGGUUUGGAGCUCGGGCCGGAAAGAGAUUGCCGCGACCUUUGGCUUCGCGCAGCCAGAACAUCCCUACCGCAUCGCCGUCUUUGCGUGGCCUGGCUGUGGAAUGGUGGUUGGGAUUCCUUGGUGGGGCGAGGAGAGGGCCCUCUUUGCUGUCCCAUGCCCGAAAGGCCCGAGCAGCCAGAGCUCCCGAGGAGUACGGCGCUUUCCUGGACGGGCAGGUCGCGGUGAUGGCGAGGGGCAGCCAUGGUACCAGAGACGAACGAGUCGUGAAGGAUGCUUGGUUGUGGCAACGAGUGAUGCGAGCAUCAAAUUCCAUGAGAUAUGGGCUGAGAACCGUCAACCAAGCAAGGGUGAAGGCGCAACUGGUUCGCUGGGUGGCAGUCAGAUAUUGGAAGCGGCAUGUUCUUCCCAAGUCGAACAGCUUGGAAUGCUUCGAUAG
Messenger RNA from Neohortaea acidophila, 1782 nucleotides. Its product is annotated as WD40-repeat-containing domain protein. The record is from RefSeq and is a predicted model, not a curated record. NCBI's taxonomy places the organism in Eukaryota, Fungi, Ascomycota, Dothideomycetes, Mycosphaerellales, Teratosphaeriaceae. Gene Ontology annotation, biological process: positive regulation of ubiquitin protein ligase activity; anaphase-promoting complex-dependent catabolic process; positive regulation of anaphase-promoting complex-dependent catabolic process. Gene Ontology annotation, cellular component: anaphase-promoting complex. The transcript is spliced from 3 exons. Gene Ontology annotation, molecular function: anaphase-promoting complex binding; ubiquitin ligase activator activity; protein binding. Bases 1 to 1782 code for a protein of 593 amino acids.